AUGGAGAUUUUUCCCCCGUCGUAUGAACAUGCUACCGCGAGAGACACCUGGGCCAUCGUGGCACGCUACAUACCCUCAUCAGACCUCUGCGCUGCAUGCCUAGUAUCAAGGAAGUGGUACGAACUCUUCGUCCCGUCCCUGUGGGGAGCACCGGCCUUGCACUUUCGUGGGGAUAGUGCUGAUGUAUAUGACGCCUUGACUCGAUUCAGAAAAAUUCUGAGGUAUUCUCGCUGCUGGGUUAGAGAGCUUACGCACACAUUGCAUCUUCCUCCUGCGCCGUCAGAGAUAUAUUAUGGACCGGAGCGGGUCUGGCUUCUCGAGGUGCUGGAGUAUUUGCCGAAAUUACAGUCGUUGAUUGUUUCAAGAUUAUCGUUUUUCGAUCAUGAUUCCCUCCUUACUUUGGAUGCAAAGUCCGGUCAGAGUAGACUUGAUGCCGAGUUAAGAUUACGGACAUAUGAUUUGCGGUUGCUUCUUGCAGACCGUGAGCCAAACACGACGUCCGUAGCACUCCGCAGGGGGCUGCUACAUUUCCCAAAGCUUGUAUACUUGGAUCUAUCUUAUACCACGUCGGCAAAGGACCACGGAGUGUUAUCAGCGCUUUCGCACUUAUUUCACCUGCAAGUACUGAAGCUACGAGGCAUCGGACUCAGGGAUCCUGACGCUGAUGUUCUGGCGCGUGCCAUCGGGAUCCGGGUGCGGCUUUUGGACCUUCGUAAUAACUUACUGAGUGAUAGUGCAAUUAGGGCCCUGAUGCACAACUGUUUUCCUCCGUCUAACCAUAGUAAUGACUAUACAUUUAGGCGGAUGGAAGAAUGUCAAUUCGAAUGGCGACCUCCAACCGUCCCGCUUGGCAGUAUAUUGACAUCAGAUUCAAUGAAGGAUGAGCACCUUGACGGACACUUCCUCAAGCAGCUUACAAUGCCGCUUGAUGGUAGGUCCACAUUGGAGGAUAUACCCCAUGUUGGUAUCACGCACUUAUACGUUGCGGAUAACAAUAUUUCAGUGGAUGGUUUACUUGGAAUUGUCGGUUUGGGGAUGCUCCUUGUCCUCGAUUGCGGGACAAUUGGCGCAGCCCGUUUAAUGAAAGAGAGUAUGUCCCUACCGGCUUCUCGCAAUAAAGAUGACUCCCAGGCUGAGAUGAUUCCUGGUGCGGAGAGGCUGGUUCCUAUUCUCUGUCAACCUGCGGGCAAGAGUCUCACUUACCUACGAAUUCAUCAUGCUAUGGUGACGAGCAGUACUCAGGUGUUGAAAGGGGUUGGGCCCUGGACUGCAUCAGCACCAGAGGAGGAGAUAGCACGAGACUGUCUUAUCCAAGAUCUUAUUGCCCGACGUCCUACAAUACCUGCGACGGAUAACCAAAGCAGCGAAGGUGGCCACUUGCCGUUUCUUCAUCCUUCGAAUCUCUCACAUCUUAAAACAUUAAUCCUUACAGACCUGCCGUCUUCCGUGCCCUCAUCAUCCCCUAUUCUAUCGUCCCUAAAAAGAUUCAUAACAGCCUGCGGCGACGAAUCGUUACUCGCGUCCUUACGAGCUCAAUCAGACUAUUCCCUUCCACCAGGCCGGUAUCGAGCCAAAGCAGAAAAACAACAUGCAAAAUCUCUCUUUGCGCUUGAGCGGCUCAUUUUAGAAAUCAGACCCGUUUCAAAACCAAGCAACUCCAGCUCCUGGUCUCCAUCGGGCUACCACAACCCUAAUAGUACUAAAUCUAGCACCGGGGAUGCGGACUCCGAAAAUCUCUGGACAGCAGCCAUGAAUGAUUUCAGCUUUUUUAGCGAGGAUGUGAGCUGCACUCCGGCUAAUUCUCAGAGAUGCGGUGUUGGUUCUGUAUUUGGUCAAGAUCCGGGUAAGCAUGAAAUAGACCUGAUAGCGGCGAUAGCAUCAUUCCGUCGGGAAAAGAGGAUUAAAUACGAUGAUUUACGGAGCGCACAGCAACGUAAGGGCGGUAACAAUGAGGAAUCGGGCGGCAUAUCGUCUUCAACCCAGUCGACUACCCCUAUCUACGUUGAAGGGCAUUGGAAUGGAGAGAUAAGAGUUGUGAAAUAA
This is a messenger RNA of Coccidioides posadasii C735 delta SOWgp, 2043 nucleotides long. RefSeq lists its product as uncharacterized. The record is from RefSeq and is a predicted model, not a curated record. NCBI's taxonomy places the organism in Eukaryota, Fungi, Ascomycota, Eurotiomycetes, Onygenales, Onygenaceae.